CACACACAGAACUGUCUCGGCAUGGAGAAGGACAUUCGGAAGUUCUUUGGAGUUAUACCAAGUGGAAAGAAACUUGUAAGUGAAACCAUAAAGAAGAAUGAGAAAACAAAAUCCACAGAAGAAAGUUUAAAAGUAAAGAAAGGAAUAAAGGAAAUUAAGGUAAAUAGUUCUUAUAAAGAUGAUGACUCCAAACAGAAGCAACCAAACAAGAGAAAAAGGAUCAUCUAUGACUCAGAUUCAGAAUCAGAGGAGGCAGGGCCUGUAAAAAAUACUAAGAAACAACCAGAAAAAUCGACAUUACCUUCUAGACCUGGUAAAAUUUUACGGCAGGAUCCUGUUACAUACAUUUCAGAAACAGAUGAAGAAGAUGACUUUAUACGUAAGAAGGCAGCCUCUAAAGCAAAAGAAAAUGGAAGAUCUACGAAUAGUUAUCUUGGAGCAUCCAACAUGAAGAAGAACGAAGAAAACACUAAGAUGAAGAAUAAGCCUUUAUCACCAAUAAAGCUUACACCCACGUCAGUGCUUGAUUAUUUUGGAACUGGAAGCAUCCAGAGAUCAAAUAAGAAGAUGGUGGCAAGCAAAAGGAAAGAGCCUUCACAAAAUACGAAUGAGUCCAGAUUAAACGAUGAAGCCAUCGCCAAGCAAUUACAACUUGAUGAAGAUGCGGAGCUGGAGAGGCAGUUGCAUGAAGAUGAAGAGUUUGCCAGGACGUUAGCCAUGCUGGAUGAGGAGCCGAAGAGCAAGAAGACUCAAAAGGACACAGAAGAGGGAGAAACGUUUUCAUCUGUCCAAGCCAACUUAAGUAAAGCAGAAAAACAUAAAUAUCCUCACAAAGUAAAAACAGAACAAUUUCCUGAUGAAAGAAAAAGCUACAGUCCUAGGAAGCAAGCCAGAUGUGAAAGUUCAAAAGAAUCUCAGCAACAUUCUAGGGCAUCGGCUCACAAAAUAGGAGAAUCCUCUUCUCCCAAGCCCAGUUCUAAACUGGCACUUCUGAAAAAAAAAGAAGCAAGCUCUUACAGAACAACAGAGCGUGUGGCUACACCAAGGAAAGAAAAUGCCUUUGAAUUGAAAGAGACAAAAACUCCUAAGAAAACUAAAAGUUCUCCAGUUAAAAAAGAGUCUGUAAGUCCAGAAGAAUCUGAAAAGAAACGCAGUAAUUAUCAAGCUUAUCGAAGCUACUUAAAUCGCGAAGGCCCCAAAGCUCUAGGCUCCAAAGAAAUACCCAAGGGAGCUGAAAAUUGCUUGGAAGGCCUUACAUUUGUCAUCACAGGAGUGCUGGAGUCCAUUGAACGGGACGAGGCCAAGUCUCUAAUUGAGCGCUAUGGGGGCAAAGUCACAGGAAAUGUCAGCAAGAAGACGAACUACCUGGUCAUGGGUCGUGACAGCGGGCAGUCCAAGAGCGAUAAGGCUGCAGCCUUGGGGACAAAAAUUAUUGAUGAAGAUGGCCUGUUGGAUCUGAUCCGGACGAUGCCAGGCAAGAAGUCCAAGUAUGAGAUAGCAGCUGAAGCCGAGAUGAAGAAGGAAAAGUCCAAAUUGGAGCGGACACCUCAGAAAAAAGACCAAGGAAAGAGAAAAAUUAGUCCAACUAAGAAUGAAUCAGCGUCUAAAAAGAUGAAGGUGACUCCCAAAAAGGACAGCCCUGUCAAGUCAAAGAAGGAAACAAGUGUGUUUCGGAGAGGCCUGGACUUCAGGGAGCAGGUGGCCCAGGGGACACCUGUAGACAGCAAGGCUGGGGACCUGGCUGACGACAGCAGCGAUAGCCAAGGGGAGAGCUUGCUUUGGGUGGACAAGUACAAGCCCACCUCGCUCAAGACCAUAAUCGGGCAGCAGGGCGACCAGAGCUGUGCCAACAAACUCCUGCGCUGGCUCCGGAACUGGCACGAGAGUCCGUCUGCAGAUAAAAAGCACGCAGCAAGGUUUGGGAAAUUCGCCGGCAAAGACGAUGGCUCUAGUUUUAAAGCAGCGUUGCUCUCGGGCCCUCCGGGUGUCGGCAAAACCACCACAGCGUCUCUGGUGUGUCAGGAAUUGGGAUAUAGCUACGUGGAACUGAAUGCAAGUGACACUCGCAGUAAGAACAGUUUGAAGUCGAUUGUUGCCGAAUCAUUAAACAACACCAGCAUCGAAGGCUUCUGUUCAAGCGGAGCCGUCCCCUCCGUGAGCUCGAAGCACGCCCUCAUCAUGGAUGAAGUGGAUGGCAUGGCCGGCAACGAGGACAGGGGAGGCAUCCAGGAAUUAAUUGGCUUGAUAAAACAUACUAAGAUUCCCAUUAUUUGUAUGUGCAAUGAUAGAAAUCAUCCCAAGAUUCGUUCUUUGGUUCAUUACUGUUUUGAUCUUCGUUUUCAAAGACCUCGGCUUGAACAGAUUAAGGGUGCUAUGAUGUCUAUUGCAUUUAAGGAGGGCUUAAAGAUCCCCCCUCCAGCUAUGAAUGAAAUAAUUUUGGGAGCGAAUCAAGAUAUCAGACAGGUUUUGCACAAUCUGAGUAUGUGGUGUGCACGAAGUAAGGCACUAAGCUAUGACCAGGCCAAGGCGGAUUCGCACAGGGCCAAAAAGGACAUCAAACUGGGCCCAUUUGAUGUUGCUCGGAAAGUGUUUGCAGCUGGAGAGGAGACUGCUCAUAUGUCUCUUGUGGACAAGUCAGACCUCUUUUUUCACGAUUAUUCCAUAGCACCCCUCUUUGUCCAGGAGAACUACAUCCAUGUGAAGCCUGUAGCUGCAGGAGGUGACAUGAAAAAGCACUUGAUGCUCUUAAGCCGAGCAGCAGAUAGCAUAUGUGAUGGCGACCUGGUGGAUAGUCAGAUCCGGAGUAAGCAAAACUGGAGUCUCCUGCCCACACAGGCCAUUUAUGCUAGCGUUCUUCCCGGAGAGUUGAUGAGGGGGUACAUGACUCAGUUUCCCGCCUUCCCAAGCUGGCUGGGGAAGCACUCGUCCACGGGCAGACACGACCGCAUCGUUCAGGACCUGGCGCUGCAUAUGAGUCUCAGAACUCACUCCAGCAAGAGGACGGUGAACAUGGACUACCUGUCCCACGUGCGGGAUGCACUGGUCCAGCCCUUGGCCUCGCAGGGGGCGGAAGGCGUGCAGGACGUCGUCGCGCUGAUGGACACGUACUAUCUGAUGAAGGAGGACUUCGAGAACAUUAUGGAAGUCAGCAGCUGGGGCGGCAGGCCCAGUCCCUUUUCCAGGCUGGAUCCCAAGGUGAAAGCAGCCUUCACUAGAGCUUACAAUAAGGAAGCCCACCUCGCCCCGUACUCACUCCAGGCCAUGAAGACUUCUAGACACAGCCCAGGCCUUGCACUGGAUUCCGAGUACAGCGAAGAGGUACAUGAAGAGGACCCCCAAUCUGACGAGAAGGACCAAGAUGGGAUAGACACUGAUGCUAUGAUCAAGAAAAAGACAAAAUCUUCAAAGCCUGCAAAACCAGAAAAAGAUAAGGAGUCCAAAAAAGGAAAAGGAAAAAGUUCGAAGAAAUGAAACUGCUUUUCACUACCGACAGCUACUUUUUACUCACCAUGCCGACCAGUCGAGCUGGUCUAGGGAAAGCCUGUUUUUCCAGGGGAACCAGUUUUAGCGUAAUGGGAUGACCUGGUGGUCCCAUUAUAAACAAGCCAGUACAGCUAGAAGCGUAGAACCAGUAAGCUCAUGUACACCUCUUAUAGAGGUCCAUAGGACUGCUCGGGUCCUCCACUGUCCCCUGUCAAUCUAAUGAGAUUGUCGUGCGUCACGUGACCAGAAACUCUGUGUGGGCUUCGGAGUCACGUUCGUUAACAGUGAGCCCGGGAGCAGUGGCACUGAGGCGUCAUUUGUAGGCUUAAGGAUUGACCCUAAUGGCCUUUAUAGGACCAAUUUUUUUUAAAAGGUAGUUCCUAUUAUAGGGUGAAAUUUUGUAAAUAAAUCAUAAUACAAAAAAGUCACCACCUCAAACUGGGUAUUCUUGUACACUGCCCAAUAUCUGUCUAAAUCAGGAACCAGAAGGCUACAUUGAUACCUGUACAAAUUUUUCUUAAGGUUCUCAUCUUGUACAGCGAAAUAUGAUAUUGGUAUGUUACUUUUGUUAUGGAUUUGCAGCUGAUUGGGUAAGAAAGCUUCCUGUGUUCUCUACUCACCGGGUGUGUGAAGCAUAACUUUGACAGUCGCAGAGCCAACGUCACGCCCCGUGAGUGCCGACCACAGACCGCAUCUCUGUUGGGACAGCGUUUCAGGAGGGUGGGGGGAAGAGCUGCCAGGCAACUUAGCCUUCUGGAGUUUCAGCCCAUCCGGUUCAAACCAGUAGGGACGAGGCUGGGUCCGAGUCUAGGCUCUUUGUAGUGUGGGACAAAGGGGACACUCGCUUUUGUUUACCUUGGCCCUGGGAGACCAGGUCUCUCCUGUGGUGAGUUCCACAAAGCCUCCUGAAACUUCAGCUUCUCCUCUGACUGGACAGGUGGAGUGGCUGCGAGGUGUGGGUCUCGCCUGGAAUGUAGGCGUCUAGCUCAUGUUUAAUCUUGUCAGUGAGUGCUCAGAGGUACGUGCUACCUCUGUGAGGUAUACGCUAAAAGGAAUGUAAAAUAAGGGUCGAAUUCUUUACCAUGAAGGAGCUGAGGGACCGACAGUCUUGUCUGCGAGAUGAGAUAGAAAGUUCUCGAGACAUUUCAAGUGCAUUUACUAGCGUGAAGAAUAUCUUUCACGGUGAUUAGUUUGUUACGGAAAUAAACACUGCUUGAAGCCUUUCCUACA
Molecule: messenger RNA, 4713 nt
Organism: Tupaia belangeri chinensis (Chinese tree shrew)
Lineage: Eukaryota; Metazoa; Chordata; Mammalia; Scandentia; Tupaiidae
Gene: RFC1
Product: replication factor C subunit 1
Exons: 26
Coding region: 22-3471 (1149 amino acids)
Biological process (GO): DNA repair; DNA replication
Cellular component (GO): nucleus; DNA replication factor C complex
Molecular function (GO): DNA clamp unloader activity; DNA clamp loader activity; ATP binding
Source: RefSeq, a predicted model, not a curated record